Pedinophyceae sp. YPF-701 is the source of this 2859-nucleotide messenger RNA. NCBI's taxonomy places the organism in Eukaryota, Viridiplantae, Chlorophyta, Pedinophyceae. The record is from the annotation of a GenBank genome assembly.
AUGAGCGAGUCCAGGGCGCAGGAGAGACUGUGGCUGUUCGCCGGCGUAGGGGCGGCGGCGGUCGGGCUCAUUGGCCUGACCGUGUACGCGACAAGCAGGUAUCACCAGCAGCAGCUGGGCUCACUGCUGGAGGAGCUGCGCGAGAGCCAGGGGGCGCAGGAUGCCAGGGACAGCCGGCCCUCUGGACGCGCGCAGGGGCGGAAGAACCGCCGCCCGCCCAGGAGCAGCAACGCCCGCAACUCGGUCGCGGGCCGGGCGCACGAGACCACGCCGGCCAACGGGACGUCCGCCCUGACGCGGGAAAUCCACGGGUCGGACAUGCCGUACGCGAAGGACCGGCGCGCGCCGUGGGACGGCGGCGAGGACACCCCGAGUCGCGCGGAGGGCACGCCGGCGGGGUACACGUCGGGGCAGGUGGCGCGGGACCGGGCGGUGCGCGAGCAGGACCCGAACAUGACGGCGUGGCAGCGCAUGCAGCGCGAGGAGUUCCUCGCGGGGCGCGCGGAGGGCACGUCGGCGUACAACCGGCACCCGGGGCGCGACUCGGAGAUGGACGCGGUGGACGACCGGCUGGACGAGGAGGACACGCCGGGGCUGCGCGGCGGGGUGCGCGUGCCGCACGCGGGGGUGACGCCAGACCGCGCGGAGACCGCGCACAACAUCGCGCACGGGCUGCCGUCGCCCGCCGUGCACAGCCGCUCGCCCGCCCGCGGACACAUGUCGCCGUUCGGGGGGCGCCAGCCGCAGACGAGCUCGCCGCUCCGCACGUCCAUCCAGAAGCCGCUCAACCGCGUGGGGAGCAUCACGAACCUGAGCAAGUCGCUGGAGCAGCCGAGCGUGUUCCAGCACUACAGCGUGCCCGCGUCGGCGUCCGCGGCGCGCACCGCUUCGAGCGCGGUGGCCAUCCAGGCCAAGCAGCACGCGCCGCACGGGGGCCACUCGGCGUCGCUGGUGGUGCCGGACCCGCCGGGGAGCCCCGCGCACGAGUACUCGCGCGUGAUCACGCCCGAGGUGGGCCUGAACAACGAGCAGGAGGAGGUCGCGGCGAUGCUCCUGGAGGCGCUGCAGCUGCGCGACAAGUACCUCUUCCAGCCGGCGGUGAGCCCCGAGGACCGGGAGUCGGAGGAGUGCGCGUGCCUGAAGGACCUGCAGGGGGAGGACCCGUUCGCGUGGGACGAGAGCAAGGCGCGGAAGGUGGACUGCCACUUCGAGAUGGUGGAGGGGGUGUUUCACGUGUGGGACGGGCCGGAGAAGGAGACGCUGCUGUUCGCGCCGCCGAGCGACGGGCGCGGGUUCUUCGGGGACCUGCAGGCGAUGAUGACGCUCAUCUCGCGCGGCCCCGUGAAGACGUACUGCCACCACCGCCUGCUGCUCCUGGAGCAGAAGUUCAACCUGCACCUGAUGCUCAACCAGGACCGCGAGGCCGACGCGCAGAAGAAGGCGCCGCACCGGGACUUCUACAACGUGCGCAAGGUGGACACGCACAUCCACCACAGCGCGGCGAUGCACCAGAAGCACCUCCUGCGCUUCAUCAAGAGCAAGCUCAAGAAGGAGCCCGACCAGGUGGUCAUCUUCCGCGACGGCAAGUACCUCACGCUGAAGGAGGUGUUCGAGUCCCUCAACCUCAGCGCGUACGACCUGAACGUGGACAUGCUCGACAUGCACGCCGACAAGGGCACCUUCCACCGCUUUGACAAGUUCAACCUCAAGUACAACCCCUGCGGACAGUCGCGCCUGCGCGAGAUCUUCAUCAAGCAGGACAACCUCCUGCACGGGCGCUUCCUCGCCGAGCUCACCAAGGAGCUCAUCACCGACCUCGAGGCCUCCAAGUACCAGCACGCCGAGUGGCGCAUCUCCAUCUACGGCCGCCAGAAGCGCGAGUGGGACACGCUCGCCGCCUGGGUCGUCACCAACCGCCUCUCCUCCAACAACGUCCUCUGGAUGAUCCAGAUCCCGCGCCUCUUCUCCGUCUACAAGGAGCAGGGGCUCCUCGACAACUUCCAACAGUUCCUCGACAACAUCUUCGAACCGCUCUUCGAAGUCACCCGCGACCCCUCCUCGCACCCCCACCUCCACAUGUUCCUCACCCAGGUCACGGGCUUCGACAUGGUGGACGACGAGAGCAAGCCGGAGCGGCGGCCGAGUCGCAGCGUCAAGAUGCCGCAGGACUGGGACGUCAAGCACAACCCCGCGUACUCGUACUACGCGUACUUUGUGUACGCGAACCUGUACACGCUCAACCACAUGCGGGAGGCGCGGGGCCUGAACACGUUCAGCUUCCGCCCGCACUGCGGCGAGGCGGGGGACAUCGACCACCUGGUGGCGGGCUUCCUGCUCGCGGAGCACAUCGCGCACGGCAUCAACCUGCGCAAGUCGUCCUCCCUGCAGCACCUGUACUACCUGGCGCAGAUCGGGCUGCACCUCUCGCCGCUGUCCAACAACUCGCUCUUCCUCGACUACCACCGCAACCCGCUGCCCACCUUCUUCGCGCGCGGCCUCAACGUCAGCCUCUCCUCCGACGACCCCCUGCAAAUCCACCUCACCAAGGAACCCCUCGUCGAAGAGUACUCCGUCGCCGCGCAAGUCUGGAAGUUCUCCUCCGCGGACCUGUGCGAGAUGGCGCGCAACUCAGUGCUGCAGAGCGGGGUGCCACACGAGCUGAAGAUGCACUGGGUGGGCACCGAGUACUGGCGGCCGGGGCCCGCCGGGAACGACAUCCAGCGGACGAACGUGCCGGACCUCCGGUUGCGGUUCCGCGCCGACGCGUACACGGAGGAGAUGAACCUGAUCAUUGCGGGCGCGACGGGCUACCACACGCGCAAGCAGGCCAACAAGAUGGACAUGCUGAUGGACAGCUGA